This is a messenger RNA of Melanotaenia boesemani (Boeseman's rainbowfish), 2424 nucleotides long. Its product is annotated as transcription intermediary factor 1-alpha-like. Lineage: Eukaryota; Metazoa; Chordata; Actinopteri; Atheriniformes; Melanotaeniidae. The transcript is spliced from 9 exons. The record is from RefSeq and is a predicted model, not a curated record. Gene Ontology annotation, molecular function: protein binding. The coding region runs from base 208 to 1845 and encodes 545 amino acids.
AACGUAUGCAAAACUCUUUUAGUCACUAUCAGCGAACCUGGCUAAAAUUUCAGGGGGCUGAGGCUCAUUCAGCUCUCCACCAAUCAAAUCCUUUGUGUUCCCCUUGAUAACUGGACUCAUGGAGCAGCGCCGCCUCUCUGUUUCUCAGCUCACAUCCAUCCAAGGACGCGUUCAUAUGGAUUUCUGAAGCCUCUCUGACACUUACAAAUGUCUUUCAUUCCCACUCAGAGGUCUGAUCUCCUGGAGAUGGCAGACUCAACUCACAGAUGCCAUGGUAACUUUCCACAAAGGCGAGAAACCCUGUUGCCACCGGGAAUCAUGUGCAGAGAGCCACUGGCACUGGAGACCAUGUCAUCUGAGACUGAUCCAAAUCGGGCAAUCGCACCAGAGGAGCCAACACCGCCAGCAGAAUAUCUCAGCAGUUCUGGAUUCCGUGAGAUGGAAAAGGAGGCAAAAAGAUCUUGCAAUGGAAAAACCAGAGCAGCCUCACCAACAUCUGAAAAAUUUCAAAGACAUCCUGACAAAAAUGUGAAUACUUUACUGAAGAGAUUAAGGAUUCAUCCAGAGGCCCAGAGGGUUCUGGGUAAUUCCUGCAUACCUGUAGUGACCUUGGAACGUCUGAAAUUCCAGUCUAUGUCUUUAUCAUCUCUACAGCCAGUUGUGUCUCUGAUCCGACUGCCGUGUCAAACACAAGCUGAGCUGCACAGUGACGUGUCUUUAGAUAGCCAUGAACAGCAGAAUGGAUUCAGUCCAAGUGAAGUAGAUACUUUGGAGGUCAGAGAAGAACCAGAGUGGGCAGAUCAAACAGAAACAACAUCCUGGACUGAACCCUACUGUCCUGACAGUCCCUCGUUUGAAGAACCAGAGCAGGACUCAGGCUUUGACUGCAAAUCUAAUCCAGAUCAGCCAUAUAUUCUGUGUGACUCUGGUUCUGAUGAUGGAAAAAACGAUUCAGAAACAUUCUAUUUGGAUCCAGAUCCGGAGCAGACCCUGGUGAUCGAAUUAGAUCUGGAAGCAGAAGCAGAACCGGAUCUAUGCUUGCAGCUGGAGGAUGAAUCUGAGACUAACUGUGAAGCUGAUGGAGUCCAUAUGAACCAUGGUGAAGAUCAAACACCUGAUCUUUGCUGUUCACUUGAGCAGCAGCCCGAGGCUGUAGUGCUCACUGAGGAAAUGGAGAGUGAAGAUUUUUGUGCUGUUUGUCUGAAUGGUGGAGAACUGCUUUGCUGUGACCGCUGCCCAAAAGUCUACCAUCUUGCUUGCCAUAUACCACCUCUCAUCAGCUUUCCGCUAGGUGACUGGGUGUGUACGUUGUGUCGAACUGACCAGGAGCCUGUGGAAGACUAUGACUGUGAGAAGAUGCACCCCUGUGGGGCAGUCAAAGUGCCUUACACGCUGUCCAACCAGGACCAGAGGAGGUGUGAGAAAUUAGCUCUUCUGUUGUAUUGUCAUGCAGUCAGUGCUCCGUUCCAUGAACCCGUCAGCCCUCUGGCCAGAAACUACUACCAGAUCAUCAAGAGGCCCAUUGACCUGUCGGUGAUCCGCAGGAAACUGGACAAGAGCAACACUCUCCAUUACUUCACAGCCGAGCAGUUCGUUGACGACGUCCUGCUGAUGUUCAAGAACUGUGCUUCUUUCAAUUAUCCAGACUCAGAGGUGGCCAGUGCUGGUAGAAACCUGGAGCUGUUUUUCUUGAGCAAACUGAAGGAGAUUUUUCCUGACCGGAUGUUCCCAUCAGUCUGCCAAGACACAACAGAGAGAGCUCGGCUCCGGUGGCUCAGCAGGAAGAGGAAGGAAAACUACAAAAAGAGGAGAUAUGUUUUUAGUGGGAAAAAAUAUUACUUAUAAACUUCAUGUAAUCAGUUUUGCUAGUUGAAAUUUUGUUAAAUGAAUUUGUACUUUUUUAUGAACUAAUAUUCAGAAGUUUUCCACACACAACAGCUAUAUGGUAUGAAAUCACUUCUGUCUGUCAUGUAAAAUUAUGGUUUUAUAGAAAGAUGUACACUUGUAAUAAAAAACAACCUUUUGUUAAACAGGGAGGUUGAUCUACAUUUACCUCAGGAUAUGUAGUUUUGUUUUCAGAGUUUAGCCGAGUUAGCAUGGCCUAAAAUGUCAGGUGGUGAGUGAAAUUGUGGUCAUACAUAAAAAAAAAUACUUCUACCCUAUUAAUAAAAUCCACUUAAUGGAGACAGUGUCUAUUUCUUCAAGCUGCUACAUUUACUGUGGUUUGUUUUUGAUCUGUGUGCUUCUGUGCCGUUUUACUUACCCCCACCAGAGGGUAUGCUUGUAAGACUUAAUGCUGCCAGAGGAAAUUAAUGUUAGUUGCAGAAUUUACCUCUAUAAAGAAGUUUAUUAAAUUCUUUUUUUUAAUUCAUGUGGACCAGUGAAGCUACUGGUAUUCUCUCCUUUCCCCCUGCUGUUUAGGCU